AUGGCCAUCAAGCAGUUUCGUCUCCACAGAAUGGCCACGGACAUGACCCUGGAUGAAUUCAAGAACUGGCUGAAGAAGUUCGACGACAACAAUGACGGGCGCAUCAGCGAGGAGGAGCUCCGUAACGCCACCCGCAGCGUCGGCUGUUGGUUCAGUACGUGGAGGAGCAGCCGUGGCAUCCGAAAGGCUGACUUCGACGGCAACAAGUUUGUCGACGAUGAUGAGCUCGAAAAUCUCGCGGCCUUUGCCCACAGAGUCCUCGGCAUCAGGAUAGUUCCCUAG
Molecule: messenger RNA, 282 nt
Organism: Spirodela intermedia
Lineage: Eukaryota; Viridiplantae; Streptophyta; Magnoliopsida; Alismatales; Araceae
Source: the annotation of a GenBank genome assembly